Messenger RNA from Ophidiomyces ophidiicola, 684 nucleotides. RefSeq lists its product as uncharacterized. Bases 1 to 684 code for a protein of 227 amino acids. Lineage: Eukaryota; Fungi; Ascomycota; Eurotiomycetes; Onygenales; Onygenaceae. Gene Ontology annotation, molecular function: ribonuclease III activity; structural constituent of ribosome. The transcript has 3 exons. Gene Ontology annotation, cellular component: mitochondrial large ribosomal subunit. The record is from RefSeq and is a predicted model, not a curated record. Gene Ontology annotation, biological process: mitochondrial translation; RNA processing.
AUGUCCACUGAAGUUUCCACUGAGAAUGGAGUUCCAGAACCCCCUUCGGUACCUACACCCAGAUGGAAGCAGACACCGCCGGCAAUGAAGGCUCCUGUCCGAUUACGCGGACCUGAAGAUAAAUUUGAAGUAAAUUCGGACCCCGAGAAAUUAGAUAAAUUCUACAUUAGGAUGUUAGGAGAAGGGGGAGAUGAAAUGCUCUCUGAGGAGGUUAAAUGGCAAGCUGUAACGCACAAAAGCUUUGAUCAAGGAAGAAGAGGAUUUAAUGAUCGGUUGGCAUAUCUUGGCAAACAACUAGUAUCCCUGCAGGCGACUCUCGCGAUCAUACAGGAUCCUGCUUCUUAUUCGCAAGUGCGGUCGGAAGAUCCUCAUGGGCGGGUACCGUUUCAACAUCCAGUACUAGAAGGCCUAGAGGUGCUCUCCGGUUCGGCAGCAAAGGACUUGACCCAAAAGAAGAGAAUGGCCGCGUUAGCCAGACAAUAUGACCUUCAUGAAGUACUACGUUGGUUACCGAGAAUGCCUAAUCACUUUACGCAGUCUGGAAUUGAUGUUGUUUUGACACAGGCGAUGUAUGCAAUCGUGGGAGCUGUAUCGCUGGAAAAAGGAGGCUCUGUCGCAAAUGAGAUAUCUCGAGAACGCAUACUUAAACCGUUGGGAUUUAAAAUCAGCGGGCGAUUAGAAUGA